Molecule: messenger RNA, 546 nt
Organism: Entamoeba invadens IP1
Lineage: Eukaryota; Evosea; Mastigamoebida; Endamoebidae
Exons: 1
Coding region: 1-546 (181 amino acids)
Source: RefSeq, a predicted model, not a curated record
AUGUUUGUACUUUUGUUUCUCGUCACAUUGUCGUCUGCUAAAUACUUGGUAGAAGAUAACUCUAUAACCAAAUUGGGAAAGAUAUAUGAAAUAUCAAAUUUUAAUUAUAUAAAAUACACACAAGAAGGAAUGUAUAUUUAUAAGUAUGUCUCUUCAGACUGCAAAGAGUGGAUACCAAGCACUGCGUCUCUUUUGUCCUCUUAUGGUGUUCCACAAUAUAGCCUUCCAGAUUAUGUUGCUGUUUCAUACACAUAUCCAUCCACAAAAGAUUGUACUACUACGAACGAGGAUUCAAACCCAAUAGAACGGUUGUAUUUGGCCAUUUGCACAAGAGGAACCGAUGAUUCAUCACAGUAUGCAAUUGAAAAUAACAAUCUUGUUGAAAAAAAAUUCACUUCAAAUGACUGUACUGGAACAGCUAAAGAUACAAAAGUGAAAUAUGAACUCGACAAAUGCAAUACAGAAUUAACAUAUUCUUACAAAAUCACAAGUGGAGCUUUUGAAAUUUUUGCUUUGUUAGCUAUAGCACUUGCUUUCUUGUUCUAA